Molecule: messenger RNA, 1566 nt
Organism: Xenopus laevis (African clawed frog)
Lineage: Eukaryota; Metazoa; Chordata; Amphibia; Anura; Pipidae
Gene: arl4c.L
Product: ADP ribosylation factor like GTPase 4C L homeolog
Exons: 1
Coding region: 430-1011 (193 amino acids)
Cellular component (GO): plasma membrane; cytoplasm
Molecular function (GO): GTPase activity; GTP binding
Source: RefSeq, a predicted model, not a curated record
GGCCGGAGGAGGGGCAUGAGUGGGGAGGAGACGGAUGGCUGGAGAUGCACAUUCAUUAUCAUGUGAAGAGCUGGAGGAGGGAGAGAGAUAGACAAGGAGCCAUAGGAGAAGGGAGGCACAGGAGGUGGCAGACACAACAGUCCUCUCUCAGUCAGGGGAUUCCAACAACACACGGCACAGUCCUCUCAGGCACAGGAGCAUCGAGGACAACACUCUGCGGUGCAUGUGGCUCUCAGACAUGUACCUCAGCUGAGGCUGUAAGAGGGUGGGCAAGCUUGGGGAGGUGUCUGGGCUUUCCUAUUGGGGUUUCACCUCCAGACAAGAAACUCACUCCCCUGCAAGGAGAGCUCCGCCCCACAGCUGGCACCAUCAGGGCAUGCCCAGGGUGGGCACGGCGAGCUGGCCAGCAUUUUCCCUUGCUGUCUGAACAUGGGCAACAUUUCCUCUAACAUCUCCUCCUUCCAGUCACUGCACAUUGUUAUGCUGGGUUUGGACUCUGCCGGGAAGACCACUGUACUAUACCGCCUCAAGUUCAAUGAAUUUGUGAACACCGUGCCCACCAUCGGCUUCAACACAGAGCGGAUCCGGCUGAGCAAUGGUGCUGCAAAAGGCAUCAGCUGCCACUUCUGGGAUGUGGGGGGUCAGGAGAAGCUGCGACCACUCUGGAAGUCGUACAGUCGCUGCACGGAUGGGAUCAUUUAUGUAGUGGACUCAGUGGAUUCAGACCGGCUGGAAGAAGCCAAAACUGAACUGCACAAGGUGACCAAGUUCGCAGAGAACCUGGGCACCCCCCUCUUGGUUAUUGCAAACAAGCAGGAUCUGCCCAAAUCCCUGGCUGUGACUGAGAUUGAGAGGCAGUUGGCAUUGCAAGAACUGAGCCCUUCUACCCCUUAUCAUGUGCAGCCAGCUUGUGCAAUCAUUGGAGAGGGGCUGACUGAGGGCAUGGACAAGCUUUACGAGAUGAUCCUAAAGAGGAGAAAGACCCUCAAACAAAAGAAGAAACAGCGAUAAUGACAGGUACUGAGCUCUGGGUGAUACUCCACCAAAGAUGCCUGUGCAUACAUAUGCCCACAUAAUAAUGGCUACUAGGCUGCCAACACAUCUGAAAUCUAGAUGGCCCCCAGGGGCCCCAUAUUAGGAGGACUUGUGAACCUCUGUUGCUGGUUUAUUGAACAGAACUAUGUAUUGCUUCACGGGCCAUCAGGAAUGACUGGGCCCAGUACAGUUCUACUGUCCCCAAAGGCUGCUGUGUUGGUCAACAUGGCUUGGGCAUAUUUGGGCUAAUUUCCAAUGGAUUAUUAAGGAUUAAACUUGAUGGACUCAUGUUUUUCUUUUCCAGCCCAAUGAACAAUAUUAAAGAAUGAAAGAACAAUCUCCUUGCACUGAGUGAUAUGAGCUGGACCUUGUUUCACCAGUGGGACUUGAUUUAACCCUUAGCAGGGCAGGACCCUGCUGUUUAACCCCUUUUGUGCUAAGGGAGACUCAUUAUUGCAGUGCAAUAUGCUGACAACUCCCCCAGCUCCAAUUAUGGAUUAAAACCUUUACUAUAUAUAUAUAUAUAUAUAU